AUGGCCCUCUUUGCAACACACGCCGCAGCGGCUCCAGUCGCCGCCCCCAUUGAACACCCUUAUGACGACAAUGGUGGCUCGAUCCUCGCGAUUGCCGGUGCCGACUUCUCUGUGAUUGCGGGCGACACGCGCCAGACCCAGGGAUACUCGAUCCAGACACGUUACGCCCAGAAGGUGUUCCAGCUUACCGACACAGCAGUGCUGGCGGUCAACGGGUUCGCGGCGGAUGGCAACAACUUUGUCAAGCGCGUCAAGCAGAAGCUCGAAUGGUACGAGGCAGCCCACCACAAGCAGAUGGGGAUCAAGAGCAUUGCUCGCAUGAUCCAGACGAUGCUGUACGGCAAGCGCUUCUUCCCUUACUACGUGUACAACAUUCUGGGCGGUAUCGAGGAGGACGGGACGGGCGCCGUCUACUCGUUCGACCCGGUCGGCAGCUACGAGCGCGAGGCGUGUCGCGCGGCCGGCGCGGCGCAGUCGCUCAUCCAGCCGUUCCUCGACAACCAGAUCUACUUUAAGAACAUGACCUUCCCCCCGGGCGAGAAGCCCAUUCCCGGUAACCUCCCCCUGUCGACUGUGCUCGGCCUCGUUAUCGACAGCUUCACGAGUGCGACCGAACGCCACAUUGAAGUCGGCGACGGGCUCGAGAUGUACGUCGUCAUGAAGAAGGGACGGACGACCGACGACCUCCUCACCAAGGGCGUGCUGCCAGAGGGCGUAACUGUCCAGGAGGUCCCGCCUCUUGGCGAGGGCGGCGGUGAACGCACAUUUAAGAUCUACCGCAACCUCAAGCGCGACUAG
Molecule: messenger RNA, 798 nt
Organism: Cutaneotrichosporon cavernicola
Lineage: Eukaryota; Fungi; Basidiomycota; Tremellomycetes; Trichosporonales; Trichosporonaceae
Gene: PRE7
Exons: 3
Coding region: 1-798 (265 amino acids)
Cellular component (GO): proteasome core complex
Source: RefSeq, a predicted model, not a curated record